Messenger RNA from Hydatigera taeniaeformis, 1176 nucleotides. The record is from the annotation of a GenBank genome assembly. Lineage: Eukaryota; Metazoa; Platyhelminthes; Cestoda; Cyclophyllidea; Taeniidae.
AUGUCGGACUCGGUGAACUUAACAACAUCCGCCUCUUCGUCGGACACAUUGGAAACAAAGGAUGCAACGCCGUUCGUCACGCCCCCACUGAUCUCGGGCAUCCGUUAUGCCUGUAUCCCUAUAUGGAGCAUUCUCCUCUGCUUUGGAAUUUUCGGAAACGCCCUCACUGUAUUUGUGCUUCGCGCCAAACGCUUGCAACAAUCGAGUACCUCCUUCUACCUCACCGCUCUAGCCAUCACCGACAUGCUCUACCUCCUCACCAGCCUCGUCGCCUCAAUCGCCAACUUCAUCUUCUUCUUCCCCUUGGAGCUGCGUCAACUCUCCCGCACCUUCUGUGUGUUCACACCCUUUCUCAGUUACACCCUGGCCUACAUCAGUGUUUGGCUACUCGUCACGGUCACUGUUGAACGUGCUGUUUGGGUCGUGCUACCCUUUCGUGCACGUCACAUCUGCACGAAACGCACUGCCAAGUUCGUGGUGGUUCUCCUGGUGUUUGGCUUCACUCUCCUCGAUAUACAUUUUUUUGUCACGAUGCGCUAUCAUGAGGUGCGACCGAAGUAUUGGGCCUGCAUGACUACCUACUUCUCCGAUAAGGUUUUUCCUUUCCUUGAUCUCCUCCUUGUUGCUGUUCUUCCGUGCACCAUUAUGCUUGUCGCUAACUGUCUCAUUGGCUGGAAACUGCGAGUGAUGCGGAAGUUUCGUUCAGGAACCGCCAGUGGAGCUGUGAGCAACAACAACACCGAUCAAGGGAGUGGGGACAAACGCGAAAAGUCUAUUAAUCUUACUCGAAUGCUUGUCUCAACGAAUGUUUUUUUCAUUGUCUCUGUAACACCGUUGCUCAUAUACGAUGUAGUCUUCUUCUCUGUGGACAUACGAGCCUGGGCAGAGGAGGCGGAAGAGGUACGAGGUGGGAUGAUAUUCGCCAUAGAACGUUUAGUCUACACACUGUGGUAUACCAACUUUGCUAUCCACUUCCUCCUGUACUGCCUCAGUGGACCCCCAUUCCGCGCCGAGGUGUUGGUUCUCUUCAAUCGCCUGCGUGACCGCACGCGCAAGCCUGCUCGCAAGCCCACAGUAGAUCAUACGGAAUUAAAACGCCCCGAGACUGGUCUCACCUCCACCAUCAAUGCUGUUUCCAUCGGCGACGACGUCUACAGCCGAGAGGAACUCCUGUGA